Fusarium graminearum PH-1 is the source of this 2013-nucleotide messenger RNA. RefSeq lists its product as uncharacterized. The transcript has 4 exons. The record is from RefSeq and is a predicted model, not a curated record. Lineage: Eukaryota; Fungi; Ascomycota; Sordariomycetes; Hypocreales; Nectriaceae. The coding region runs from base 1 to 2013 and encodes 670 amino acids. Gene Ontology annotation, molecular function: ATP binding; ATP hydrolysis activity.
AUGGAUUUCGACCUAGAGUCAUUCGAUUGGACCACAUCACUCCCUUCCCAACCACCCAACCCAAUAGACCUCGAUGGAGCUGGCGCCAUUUGUGAAACAAAACGAUUUGAUUCGUUUUGGAAUACUUCCGGAGACCGGGUCAUCCUGCCAGCUGGCAAAAAGUACACUUCCAAGACAGCGCGCGCCAAUGAAAGCGCUCUGACUGUCACGAACUACUGGGACAAAGAGCAGGACCUUGAGAAGACUGUGCUUGAGAUAAAAUCGCCGUUCAUGAAAGCGGCCAUCAAGGCGGCCAUUCCGGAGUACGCAGCUUUCAAUGUCAAUGUUAAGAACAUCACUAUUAUCGGCGAGCCUCAUUGUUUGUUCCAAUAUCGCGAGGAAAUCAUGAGUUAUGGGCGAGGGAUGUCGGAAAGUGAAAACGAGGAAGCGGCAAAUCACGUACAGCACCUUAUUGCCCACAUGUGGGAGGUCUUUGCCGCAGAAAUAAUUCAUUUCAACGCUUUGGAGUGGCUCGCUGACUUUGAACCGGGCCUGGAGCAUAAGCACUUAUGGAUGAUUUUUAGGCCUGGCGAUCUCAUAUAUGUCCGAGACGAUAUUCCAAAAGCCUUUAGACUUGACAGGAUGAUAUUAUCGGGAAAGAACUGGCGCUUCUAUGGAAAUGAUAUCGAUUAUAACGGCACUCAUUUUGGUUACUCCGAAGUCACUGAAACUAUCGAAUACUAUGAAGGUUUGAAGCCGCUCAAGGAGCUCAGUGUCAUUCCUUUUGGUCGUUUGCCGGAAGAAGAGAAGCAAAUUAAUAGAGAGAUACUUAUAUGUCGUGGUCGCAAGUUUGUAGGCAUCCACGGAAAACGUUAUCUUUGGUUCGAAGAUGGCCCUGGUAGAUCUUCAGGCUGGCAGAUGAAAACACGGAUUAUGGCGGACCAUGACGGCUGGUGUGACACGGAUUUAGGCUGGCGGGUGUCCUUGCGUGAUGACAAGAAGAAGUAUAAGCCUGAAGAUGCCCUAGAAAGCCUGACAGAAGAAGAAUUCAUGAUAUGCUACACUCGCAUUGCAGGAUAUUCAUUGAGGGAGAACAAAUGGGGAAGAUUUCACAUUGAUGAUAUCGGAGAAAUCACCUUUGACUCAGCAGCUUUCAAAGAUCUCAUUCUCCCUAAAGAUCAGAAGGCGCAGCUACUUUCUCUUAUCAGUGUACAUGAGGACGAUGGAUUUUCCUUUGACGACCUCAUCAAGGGGAAGGGGAAGGGAAUGACAUUCCUGCUGUAUGGGGAACCUGGACUUGGGAAAACACUAACAGCCGAAAGUGUUGCGGACUACUGUAAAAAGCCUCUCGUUCGGCUCGAUGCCGGCACACUUGGAACCUCACCAAAGUCGGUAGAGGAGGGACUGAGAAACGCAUUCCGUCUUGCCGAAAGAUGGCAUGCGCUUCUUCUUCUCGAUGAAGCUGACGUAUAUCUUGAGCAAAGAAAGUCGAGAAACCUGACUCACAACGGUGUUAUUUCUGAGAGCGCAAAAGCACUAAAGCUUGAUGGUACCCUGAAAGAGAUCGCAAAAGAAAAACUAAAUGGUCGACAGAUCAAAAACAUUGUUCGUACAGCAUGUGCCUUGGCACGAGGGGACAGUAGCGCUGAUGGCAACGUCUGUAAACGUCAUUUGGAGACAUCCCUGCGGCCUAUGAAGAGAUUCAAUCGAACGAUGGAGCGUGUGAGGCUAAAUGAAGAGAAACAAGUGUUGGGUAUAAAGGAAGUAGUAGAAGAAGAACAAGAACAUGAAGAUGAAGAUGAAGUGGAUUCGGAUGAGAAAGAGAGCGGUGAUGAGGAAGAUGAGGAAGAUGAGGAAGAUGAUGAAAAUGGGGAAGGUGGCUCCGAUGAAUUCGAAGAGUCGGAAUAUGAGAUUGACUUGACCGGCGAGCAGAAUGAGCAAGAUGAGUUGGAUGCAGAGAGUGAGGAAGAUAUUGAUGGCGGUGGCGAGGAGGACACUGAAUCUCGGCAGAAUAAGCGUAGGCGGCUACUCUAA